Molecule: messenger RNA, 1146 nt
Organism: Hippocampus comes (tiger tail seahorse)
Lineage: Eukaryota; Metazoa; Chordata; Actinopteri; Syngnathiformes; Syngnathidae
Product: snaclec purpureotin subunit beta-like
Exons: 7
Coding region: 574-1056 (160 amino acids)
Source: RefSeq, a predicted model, not a curated record
ACGAAGACAUGCUCAUGGAGGUUUGAAACUACUUGGCAAACUUCCUGUGUCCUCAUGGCUCCUUCAUAUACGAUGACCUAUGUUACCAUUUGGGUGUCCUCAUCGGGAAACUAAAUCAAGGAAGUGUACAUUGUGAACAGAAGGGAGCUAUUCGGUUGGGAAUUUCCCAUAAGCCAAACGUACAACAGACGGGGGUUGCACUGCAGAGAUAGCUUUUAUGGCGAUCGUAGUCGCUCCCUGAAUUUUUCUGGACUGAAAAUUUGCUGUGACUUGUCCCUUAGCAGCCACGCACCGCAUCGCACAGACACUCGGCCUUAGGCCAUCGUAACAACGGGGAAGGUUAGUUUGCCUCCAAACACGUUUUGACAAAUUGUCAACCACGAUGACUUUUGUUCGUUUUUGUGGCAGAACUCGUCUGGGGAGUCAUGUGACAUCCUACCCACCCAUAUAAAAAGAUGUCUCCUCCCUGUCCUUCCUCGCUGAGCAUCUCCACUGCAAAGAUGGCGCAUGGUCUCGGCUUGUUGUUCUUCCUUUGUGGAAUCAGCCACCUGAUCACUGGGACUCCUGCUCAGGAUGGAACAGCAACGAAAAGUAUGUAGGCUACCUCUGACUUCUACUUACUUCAGUGGUGACAGAUGCCCUGCAGGCUGGACUCAGUUGAACAAUCGUUGUUUCAUCUACCAAAAUAAUGCUGAGACAUUUGAUCAAGCAGAGAAGUCCUGCAACCUUCUUCGUGGCAAUCUGGUGUCCAUCCACAGUGAUAUGGAACUGGCUGUUGUCAAUGAGCUCACGACACUGUCUCUCGAUGCGAUCGCCAUCUGGAUUGGACUCUCGAAGACCGAUUUGGCGGGCGACGUGAUGUGGACUGAUGGCUCGGAAACAGAGUUUGCCGAAUCUCAGCUGGCGGGCUCGAUUGAUGUGGGCUGUAUAGCCAUACAGACCAACGAUCUUGUCUGGGAUGUUACCGAUUGUGGCACAAACCUGACUUACAUUUGUGGCCGCGACGUGUUACAGUGUGUGUCGCUCUGCGUAGCCGAGGCCAUAUUGUCUCCCUGAAGAAGCUGUUGGCGUAUAGCAACAUUUCCUGUCGCUCCAAUGCCACUUAAGGAGACCCGAAUAAAUUUUCUUGACUUUGCACAAAAUUCA